AUGUCCGACAAAGCUUCCGCGGUGCCGGACCCGACGCCGACAAGGAUCAGGCGGAAUACAGCCUGCACGAGCUGCCGCGAUUCCAAGGUCAAAUGCAACGCGAGCUCGGUUCCUGAUCAGUCAUGUUACCGCUGUUGCAAGCUUGGGAUCCAGUGCGUGGUGGACAGGUCACACAAGCGCACGACGCGACGAAGCAAACUAGAGGAGCUCGAGAAGGAGGUGCUCACCAUAAAAAAUGCCGUGCAGAAUGCCCCGGGGCUCACGCCGAGUCCGACUCCGCACGGCCGACUGUCAGGGCCGGCGUCGGGGCCGUCUCCAAACCUCAGCCCCACAACCUAUUCAUCCCUCCCUGAGCGGCCAAGAGCACCACUGCCGGCUUUGCCAUCUCCCCAGAACCCCGAACGUGAGGCCCGACUCGCGCCAGCAACAGGAGCCUAUUUGACCCCAACAUCUGAACCUCGUCAGCCAACUCAGCCGAGGGCGCUGGGUUCCAAAGUCCUCCCUGCGGAGGAAGUCGAGUACUACUUUGAUCAAUACUUCAAGCACUUUCACCCCUACUUUCCCAUCGUGCGCAUUCGUAAACCCAACAGGGUUUACGCUGCCUGUCCUAUCCUCUUCUGGACCAUCAUAACCGUCGCCUGUCGCGCCUACGCCUGCGAUGCAGAGCUCUUCUCCUUUCUGGCCCAGAACCUCCCGCGAGAGGUCUGGGCCGUCGCCAUGACGCCGCCCCUCGACCUGCCCGCCAUCAACGCCCUGCUCGUCCUGUCGGCAUGGCGGUUUCCCUCGGCCAAAAACUCUGGUGACCCGUCGUCUUCGACGGCAACUGACGAAGAAGCUUGUUAUACGUGGACGGGUUACAAUAUUAUGGCGCAAAGCCUCUCAAGGAUCGCCUCGAUCAACGGAUACCCGCCGCCGGCAGGCUACUUCAACGAAGCGGCGAGCAGGGUCUCGGGCGGCCAGGUGGUCGAGGCGGCGGUGCGGCUCGACGGCGGGGACGGCGACGGCGACGGCGGGCGGACGGGGCCGCGGUUCCUCGUGCACGCGCCGUACAACGUUCAUCGUACCGUGUUUGACGCCGUCGCUGUGGUCUUUGACGCGCUCAUGUCGGGGUUCGCCGACGGGGUCGAGGAUCCGGAUGCCGAGGUGCGCGCUGUGCUGGCGGUUGUGAGGCGGUGCAUCGUGCGGGAGGAGGACCUCGCGAGCUGGGUCUUGAGGCUGCUGGAGACGUGCUGGGGGGUGCGGCAUCGGCUGGGCGCGCUGGAGGCGCCGGUGACGGAGUGUCCGAGGCGGGUCGGGGCGCUGGGGGCGUUUGGGUGUGUCAAACGGUGGAGGAGGCGGCUGGAUGCUUUGAGGACGGAGCGGGAUGCGCAGAUCGGCCAGGGGGGUGAUGAUGCUCCUGCUGUCACCGCCGAGGAUGUUGCGGUUGGGGAUUUGAUGCAGGAUGUGGACUGGGCCAUGUUGAUGGAUGUGAUGGAUGAUUUUGACUGGGAAGGGAGCGCUAAGGCGGGCGGCGAGCCGAGCCUUUCGAUGCCAGGAUAA
This is a messenger RNA of Verticillium dahliae VdLs.17, 1539 nucleotides long. RefSeq lists its product as uncharacterized. The transcript has 6 exons. Lineage: Eukaryota; Fungi; Ascomycota; Sordariomycetes; Glomerellales; Plectosphaerellaceae. The coding region runs from base 1 to 1539 and encodes 512 amino acids. Gene Ontology annotation, biological process: regulation of DNA-templated transcription. Gene Ontology annotation, cellular component: nucleus. Gene Ontology annotation, molecular function: zinc ion binding; DNA-binding transcription factor activity, RNA polymerase II-specific; transcription cis-regulatory region binding. The record is from RefSeq and is a predicted model, not a curated record.